CAUCACCAUCCAACGGCAAUCCUGCCUGCGUUGCUACCUUCCCGGGUGCCUCUUCCCCCUUGACGGCCUCCCGCCACCGACACCCACCACUCCCCUCCCCUCCGUUGGCUCGGCACAUGUGUAGUUGCCACUUCGCUUUCCUCGUCCCUUACCUCUCACUCCUCGCCACCGAUUAAUCUCCCCUUCUCCAACCACCGCGAGAUCCCGAGCCACCACGCGCGCGCAUUCGCCAGAUCCAGAUCGACUGCACGCUCGCGCAUCCGAGAUCGAGCUCGCUCGCUCGCUCGCUAGCUAGUCUCCUCCGAGGAGGAUGAAGCGGAAGACGCGGAACAAGGUCAUCCUGUGGACGCUGAUGCUGGCAGCGGCGGCGGUGCUGGUGGGCGGCACGAUUGCGCUGGUGCUGACGGCGGGGACGUGGAAGGCGAAGGUGAAGGAGUCGCACGAGAAGAUUUGCAACAAGGGGUGGGAGUGCUCGGGCAGCAAGUACUGCUGCAACGACACCAUCACCGACUUCUUCAAGGUGUACCAGUUCGAGAACCUCUUCGCCAAGCGCAACACCCCCGUCGCCAAGGCCGUUGGGUUCUGGGACUACCAGUCCUUCAUCACCGCCGCGGCCGUCUUCGAGCCGCUCGGCUUCUGCACCACCGGCGGCAAGGAGAUGCAGAUGAUGGAGCUCUGCGCCUUCCUCGGGCACGUCGGCUCCAAGACCUCGUGUGGGUUCGGCGUGGCGACCGGCGGGCCGCUGGCGUGGGGGCUCUGCUACAACCACGAGAUGAGCCCCAGCCAGAUCUACUGCGACAAGUACAACACCCAGUACCCCUGCGUCGAGGGCGUCGAGUACUACGGCCGCGGCGCUAUCCCCGUCUACUGGAACUACAACUACGGCGCGGCCGGCGACGGGAUCCAGCAGGACCUGCUCCACCACCCGGAGUACCUGGAGCAGAACGCGACGCUGGCGUUCAUGUCGGCCAUGUGGCGGUGGAUGACACCGAUGAAGAAGAAGCAGCCGUCGGCGCACGACGUGUUCGUCGGCAACUGGAAGCCCACCAAGAACGACACGCUCAACAAACGCCUGCCCGGGUUCGGAGCCACCAUGAACGUGCUCUACGGCGACCAGAUCUGCGGCAACGGGUUCAUCGACUCCAUGAACGUCAUCAUCUCGCACUACCAGUACUACCUCGACCUCAUGGGGAUCGGCCGUGAGCACUCCGGCGACAACCGAGACUGCGCUGAACAGGUCCCGUUCAACCCAUCCAGUAAGACGGACGAUCAGCAGCAGCAAUCAGGCUAAGCUAGAACCUAUCAUUACGGCAGUCCGGUGUUGUAUAUUGUAUUCAUGUUCUUGCCAUUCCCAAAGCUUCCCAAGCUACAGUGAGCCGCUGGUUCUUCAGAAUGUGUGGAGCUGCUUUGGAUUUAUGUUGUUUUGAGUGGCUGAUCUGCUGACUGUAUGUGUUGCCAAUGGGAAUUGGGGAAUUUGUAGUCCUUGUACCGUGGUGCCCAUAGGUCUUUUGGUUUCUUUGAUUUUGCCAGAUACAUCAUACAUGUUAAAAGAUUGUUCAAAUUGAACAUACCAUGAGUUUAUCUGAACUUCACUAUGCCUGCUA
Phragmites australis (common reed) is the source of this 1604-nucleotide messenger RNA. RefSeq names its product chitinase-like protein 1. Gene Ontology annotation, molecular function: chitinase activity. The record is from RefSeq and is a predicted model, not a curated record. NCBI's taxonomy places the organism in Eukaryota, Viridiplantae, Streptophyta, Magnoliopsida, Poales, Poaceae. The coding region runs from base 311 to 1291 and encodes 326 amino acids. The transcript is spliced from 3 exons. Gene Ontology annotation, biological process: cell wall macromolecule catabolic process; carbohydrate metabolic process; chitin catabolic process.